This is a messenger RNA of Sinocyclocheilus rhinocerous, 2561 nucleotides long. RefSeq names its product potassium channel tetramerization domain containing 15b (gene kctd15b). NCBI's taxonomy places the organism in Eukaryota, Metazoa, Chordata, Actinopteri, Cypriniformes, Cyprinidae. The coding region runs from base 534 to 1346 and encodes 270 amino acids. Gene Ontology annotation, biological process: protein homooligomerization. Gene Ontology annotation, molecular function: protein binding. The record is from RefSeq and is a predicted model, not a curated record. The transcript has 4 exons.
CAUUUGCGCAAGUGCAUUAACAAUUGUAAGUCAAAUGCAUCUUUAGGUGUUUCUGAUUCCAGCAUGGCAGUCCAGUGUUGGUGGAAGUCGAGCGAUUCUCAGUUCACUAACAGCAGAUUUGUGGUUGGAAGUGAUGCCUGGUGUUCCACGUGAACGCGCACAAUGCCCUCGUUUCCCAAAUGUUCAGAUUGGUUGCUGAAGUGUCGGAGGAUAUCACGUCUAACACAUAACACGACCUUUAAUUAGAAACUUGCCGGGUUUUUUUUCUCUCUUUCCCAUCCCCGGAGGCGAACACCUCGCAUAUCUCUCUCGCUCUCCCUCUCUCUGCAGCAUUAAUAAACAUCCUUGUAUCCUGCCCUCGGGCUGCACCAGUGAAAAGAUGCAAACAUACUUCAUUAGAGCUGUGGCAAUAAUUUGUAAGCUAAAUAUGCGAUGGGGCAGAUGAGAAAACGAUCUGAUAAGACUCGCACAGACGCUCAAGGUGGGAGAGACGCUAAGGCACUGUGAAGGCGCAUCAGCAGUAUCAUUUCUCCAUGGCUUUCCCAUUUGUCUGCUUCCAGGAAGGGAGAAGCAUGUCACGCCUGUCUCUGACCCGGUCUCCGGUCUCUCCUCUGGCCACGCAGGGGAUUCCACUGCCGGCUCAGCUCACCAAAGCCAACGCGCCCGUUCACAUCGACGUGGGUGGCCACAUGUACACCAGCAGCCUGGCGACCCUCACCAAAUACCCAGACUCACGGAUCAGCCGGCUGUUUAACGGAACCGAGCCCAUCGUUCUGGACAGUUUAAAGCAGCAUUACUUCAUUGACAGGGACGGAGAGAUUUUCCGCUAUAUUCUCAGUUUCCUGCGAACCUGCAAACUGCUGCUGCCGGAUGACUUUAAGGACUUCCAUCUCCUGUACGAGGAGGCGCGUUAUUACCAGCUGAUGCCGAUGAUCAAGGAGCUGGAGCGGUGGAAGCAGGAGCGGGAGCAGAGGCGUCUGGCGCAGCCCUGCGACUGCCUGGUGGUCCGCGUGACCCCUGACCUCGGCGAGCGGAUCGCCCUCAGCGGGGAGAAGGUGCUCAUCGAGGAGAUCUUCCCCGAGACCGGUGACGUCAUGUGUAACUCAGUCAACGCUGGCUGGAACCAGGACCCGACCCACGUCAUCCGCUUCCCCCUGAACGGCUACUGCAGACUGAACUCGGUGCAGGUGUUGGAGCGUCUCUUCCAGAAGGGUUUCAGCGUGGCUGCGUCCUGCGGCGGCGGCGUGGACUCGUCUCAGUUCAGCGAGUAUGUUCUGUGUCGCGAGGACAGGAGGAGUCAGUCCACAAACACGCCCAUCAGGAUAAAGCAGGAGCCGCUGGACUAGAGACACGCGCUCAGGCCCUCGGCCCCUCGACACACACACACACACUCUCAGCGUUUAUAUGGGGAAUGUAAUCAAACUGCACCAGAAACCCAAAGAACUCCAGCAGGAUAUGAGCCCCGCCCUGUUCCACCCAAACCACCAAUCGGAGGACGUCCUCACGCAUACGGAACAUAGGCUCCGCCUCUCUGCCAGUGCAGUGUGUGUGUCAUUAUCUCGUGACAAUUGCGGCGCAGUGCUCACGAACAAAAAAAAAACGCCAUCGUCAGGGGCCGGGGGUCCAUUUUUUUGGAUUGUUUUUCAUUUCAUCCUUGUAUCUAAAGACGUUUUUCACUCCUUAUAGCACCAUGUUGUAUGCGGUUAGCAGUACUAGACUGGAGUUUUGUGUUUAUUUCUUUUGUGACAUGAAGGAUGAUGGGAGUGGUGUUCUGAAGGCAUUACGUUUGAGAGACUUUCCUGGCAGGAAAACGCUAUUGCGCCCUCGGGCUGCGUGGCCGAGCAGUCUGGGGUUUAAUGCGUUUGCUGCUGAAGGUUUCUUUGUUUAAAGGAGCUGCAAGCAAACGUGGCUAUUUCUGAAGCUAGAGCAUUAAGCAUAUCGUUAAACAUCUGAAAUUUUUAUAAGCUCGCCGAUGCUUGAAUCAAAUGAGUUCUGAACUAUACGGUACCUAUACAAAGAGUUGUGUGUGUCAAGAACAAAAUGUAAGGAGCUCGAGGCAAAACAUGGGCAGAUGAAGACGUAUGAUUGUGUCUGUACCGUACGUUUGCACUUAAAUGUGUCGUGAAAACAAGCCGCCCGCAUGUUUAAAGAUUCAGUGGAAAUAGACUGCAGUUGACAGAAUGAGGGUACUAACUAUGAUGCAUUAAUUUUUAAACCAUCUUUGCGAAUGAAUAAUUGUUAUUCAUCAGCCCAGUUUUAGUUUGAAGUUGUCCGUUUUCUAUUUUGAUGUCAAAAUGUUGUCGGAUGCUGAGUAAACGGUGGAUACGUUGUGAAAAAGGUGCUUGAUUUCAUCAGAUGUGUGUGUGAUGAAUGUGUCCAAAUGCUCAACACAGAGAACUAGCAUUCCAGAGAUGUAUUGUUUCUCUGUCUGGAAAAAAAUAUAUAUAUUGUUUGCAAAUAUAAAUCUUUUGCCAUAAAUUUUAUGUAAAAAAUUCUAACCGUUCCCUCAAAGCCAGUUUUUAAAUGCAUUAUUUAGCCUACUAGCUUUAACCCUUCUAUUG